AGUAUGCAUAGUAUGGAAGGCAAUGAUUUGUAUUAUUAUAUAUUGAAUAUAUUGUAUUGAAUUAGUGAUGAAUGCAAUGAUUGCUGCAAUGGUUGCGAACAAACAUAUCUUAUCGUUGAUUGAGUCCAUCAUUACUAUCAUUGCUAUCAAUACUAACCACUAAUGGCUUAUCACAAGUGUUUGCAGUCUUUUUCAUGACAUUUGUUUGAUGUAAACAAUGAUUUGACGCAAACGUUGAUUACUGACCACCACAUCAAUGAUGAAGAGGUCUUCGCGAUCUACAACUAACACACGACUCAUGAGAGAAGUGGUAGAAAUGGGUCGUCAGUUGGAGUCGGCCAUUGUGUCCGCCGAUUCACUGCGAAAUGUGUUCACAGAUAACAUCGUUAAGAGCAGAGACCGAUUCAAAGACUUGUGUGAAGACAUUCUCUACUCUUCUGGCUCUGAAUUUGGCAGAAAGGCUGAAGACUUAUUAUGGAAGAGAUGUUUUCACGACUUAAUGCAGUUUUAUAAACAAAACAAAAAGCGAAUGACAUCACCAGAGGUAUCGCUACUUCGGAGUCAUUUAACGACCGGUUUUGGACUUUACUAUAACAUACUUAUAGGCAUAUCAAAGCAAUAUUCCGUUGAUAUACAAUGUCUAAUGCCUUAUCUGAUAACUGAACAAAGUAUUGAAGAUAUGGGUGGCGACAGACUAAUUAUGAACGAAGAAACAAAGACAUGGGCACAGAAUGCCAUUCAUAGAAUACUCGUAUGUAUGGGUGAUUUGGCCCGUUAUCUCUUUGAUUUAGAAGCUCAAGAGUAUCGACAACUUGCCAUAAGAUUCUAUGAUUUAGCACUUAUUUUGAACUCAAACAUUGGUAUGCCUUUCAAUCAAUUGGGAACACUAUCUGAGACUAAUAACUAUGGUUUAGACUCAGUUUAUUAUUAUAUUCGAUGUCUUAUGUGUGAUAAACCCUUUGAAGGCGCCGAAAGUAAUAUGAAACGACUUUUUGAAAAUAACGAAAAACUUUUAAAUGAAAUGAAGUCCAACACUGAAACUUCCGACGAAAGCUUUAUGAUUAUUAAACAAUCGAUUGUUUUCUUUCUUAAGUUAUGUAACGAUAUUUGGUUUUUCAAAGAAUCGGAUAAUCAUUUUACUCAAAAUAUUGUGUCACUAUUUCAACAAACUCUUCAUUCACUGAAACUUUCAUUUAAUUUGCAAUCAAAGCUGACUACAGAGCAAAUGCCAACUUAUAUGACACCGACGACCACUUUUGAAAUGUCAGUCAUUUUAUUAUUGAUUAUAAAUCGGGUCCAACAAAUAGAAAUUAAUAAAAGUCCAUUAAAUGGUAAUCAAUUACUUAGUUUUAUAUUAACAUUUUUGGUCAAUUAUUUAAUGACUAUUGUGUCUUCAAGUCAUCAAAAUUUGAAAAAUAAGUUAGGAUUAAAUCCAUUUAAUUCUAUGAAUGAAGUUUUAAAUACCACUCCAAAAGUAUCCAAAGAAAAUACACCAGAUUUGUCUCCCCGUCGCGUACUUUCAAGAUUGCGAAGACGCAAAGCUGCCAUCAAUUAUGAAGACAAGAAUGCUCUUAGUAUUGAUGACGACGACUCAGAACUGAGUGAAUUAGAAGAAACGGCUUUGAGUACAAUAGAUGUUCUUGAAAUUGGAUCAGAUUUGAGUGAUUCAAAUGAUGACAGCGAUUCGUAUGGUUUAGAUGUGACUAUUGUUAGUAGUGAUGAUGAAAAUCCAUUGCCACAGAAAUUGAAUGCAAUGAAGACUAUAAACACUCCUUUAAUGCCAUCUGAAGAUAUGCUUAUAUAUAUUAUAAAUGAAAGUUUUUUACCGACCAUUAAAGUAAUUGUUGAGUGGUUAAGAUAUAAUCCAAAUACUUUAACAUUAAUUUCAGAUGAAUUUCAACUUUGUUUGGAAGAGUUUAUCAAUUUUAUAAAUACUUUGAUUACUAUUGAACAGAAAAUAUUACAAAGAUUUCCUAAUUUAUUGGAAUUGAAAUGUUUUGAAGUAAACUGGAAACAGAAAUAUCCGUUGGAUUCAGAUCUCAAUCUUUCAAAUGUCGACUGUUUGAAGACAAUGUUUGACUCGAUAUGCUUUGACAUUAAGAAAUCUCUUAAUAAUAACGAAAAAGGAUUUCUAUGUAUUGAAUCGCUUAUUGCAUUCACUCAUUAUCUCUGUGAUGCAAAUAAUUGUCAAAAUGUUUAUGGAAUCAGUUAUGAUAUGAAUGAUAAGCGAUUUUUAUACACAAAUUACUCAAAUGGUACCCAUUAUAACGUGUUUAGCAAUAAUACUUGGUCUGAUAAUUCAAAUUUUAUUUCAUUAAAUCAAAAACCAAUUAAUACUUUGGCAAAUAAUGGUUUAGUCAACGAAUCCAAAACAAAUUUGACUAAUAAUGAUGAUAAAAAAGUUAUGCGAAAUAUGGCUCACUUAUGGCUUAAAGCUGAAGUAAAUCAAUUGGAAAAAGACGUAAAGUAUUCCUCACAAUUGCCUCCAUAUAUGGUUUUGGAUUCAAGCGCUUAUUGUCAACAUUUAGAUUUUGUUAAAGAUUUGACUCAUUCUAAAAGAUUUAUUAUAAUUGUCCCAAAAAUUGUUCUUUCAGCUUUGGAUCAAUUAAAGAAAACGAAUGCAAACGCUAGAGAAGCCAUUCGUUGGCUCGAAGAACAGCUACAGCGCGGCAGUCGAGUCCUCAGAUAUCCUAAAGAUACCGAAAAAUUAAACCUUUCACCCAUUAAAUAUCCAAAACGUAAAGACAAAGAAGCCAUUGAUUACUAUGAAUUACUUGAAUAUUGUAAUUAUCUGAACAAAAAUACAAGAACUCAACGAAAUAUCACUUCUGGCAUUCCUAUGGUUUCUGUUUUGACCCAUUCAUUUGAUAGAUGGCCUACAAAUGCUGAAGCCGUAGCUCUGAGUGCGGGCAUUCAUAUAGAAACUGUUGAUUCAUUUAUUAUUAAAUGGCAAAACUCGAUUAAAACUAUGACUUGAAGACAAACUAUUUAAUAAUCGGAUUUCUAUUGACAUCAGAUGUUGCAUUGGACGGGGUUUUGACAAAAAAAAACAAUAGUCACAAAUGUGGUAUAAAAUAAAAAUGAUCAUCAAUUAAAUGCACCAAAAUAUAUAAAAAAUUGAUUCAUUGGAAAAAAUUAUUAAAUGCAGUUAAAGACCAACUAAUUAUUUACUGACUU
Oppia nitens is the source of this 3177-nucleotide messenger RNA. It is a transcript of the gene Smg5, whose product is annotated as nonsense-mediated mRNA decay factor SMG5-like. Gene Ontology annotation, molecular function: protein binding; telomerase RNA binding; telomeric repeat DNA binding. Lineage: Eukaryota; Metazoa; Arthropoda; Arachnida; Sarcoptiformes; Oppiidae. The record is from RefSeq and is a predicted model, not a curated record. The transcript is spliced from 7 exons. The coding region runs from base 257 to 2977 and encodes 906 amino acids. Gene Ontology annotation, biological process: nuclear-transcribed mRNA catabolic process, nonsense-mediated decay. Gene Ontology annotation, cellular component: telomerase holoenzyme complex.